This is a messenger RNA of Raphanus sativus (radish), 1298 nucleotides long. Its product is annotated as galactinol synthase 3. The coding region runs from base 56 to 1066 and encodes 336 amino acids. The record is from RefSeq and is a predicted model, not a curated record. The transcript is spliced from 4 exons. Gene Ontology annotation, molecular function: glycosyltransferase activity. NCBI's taxonomy places the organism in Eukaryota, Viridiplantae, Streptophyta, Magnoliopsida, Brassicales, Brassicaceae.
UUAUCACAAAGAAAAAGCUUAUCCCUCUCUCUCUUUUUAAAAACUCAGAGACAAGAUGGCACCUGUGAUCAACACCAAGUUAAGUAAUGGAGGGAAGAAGAGAGCGUACGUGACGUUCCUCGCCGGGAACGGAGACUACGUGAAGGGAGUGGUUGGUCUCGCCAAAGGGCUAAAGAAAGCUAAGAGCAAGUACCCAUUAGUGGUUGCUGUGUUACCGGACGUGCCGGUGAAUCACAGGAGACAACUAUUAGAGCAAGGAUGUCUCGUGAACGAGAUCCAGCCGGUUUGUCCGCCUGAGAACCAAACUAAGUUCGCCAUGGCUUACUACGUCCUCAACUACUCCAAGCUUCGUAUUUGGAAGUUGGUAGAGUAUAGCAAGAUGAUAUACUUGGACGGAGACAUACAAGUGUUUCAGAAUAUAGAUCACUUGUUUGAUCUUCCUGACGGAAACUUCUACGCCGUUAAAGACUGUUUCUGUGAGAAGACAUGGAGCCAUACGCCUCAGUACAAAAUUGGCUACUGUCAACAGUGCCCCGACAAGGUGACAUGGCCUGAGCCUGAGCUUGGUCCUAAGCCACCUUUGUACUUCAACGCUGGCAUGUUCGUCUAUGAGCCAAGCCUCCCCACUUAUUACAACCUUUUGGAGACUCUCAACGUUGUCCCUCCCACACCUUUUGCUGAACAGGACUUCUUGAACAUGUACUUCAAAGAUAUAUACAAGCCAAUUCCACCAGUAUAUAAUCUUGUCUUAGCCAUGCUCUGGAGGCAUCCAGAGAACAUAGAGCUUGACAAAGCGAAGGUUGUUCAUUACUGCGCAGCUGGUUCUAAGCCUUGGCGGUUCACUGGCCAAGAAGAGAAUAUGGAAAGACAAGACAUCAAGAUGCUUGUAGAGAAGUGGUGGGACAUUUACAACGACGAGACUCUUGAUUACAAGAACAUGAAUGUGCGUCGGAAACAAGAAGAAGAAGAGGUCCACAGAAAGCAAAAAACCCCCCUUCCACAGUUCUAUACAGAUUCGUCUGAAGCUGGUGUGCUUCACUACGCCAAAGCUCCGUCCGCCGCCUAGACUACUAUAUGAGGUCUAAGCUAGUUUAUUGUUAAAUAUAGUUUCUGAAAGUCGGGAACUAAGUAUGUUCAGUUUGGAAUUUAUAUUAUAUAAUGAUGUGUGUUGCUGCUGUAUUUUGUACUGAAUCUAGAGGAGUUUUAAUCACCAACCCCUAUGCUUGCUGAAUAUGUUUGCUAAAGACAUUUAUCUAUAGUCUGGUUUUCAUUAAUUAUAUCAGAAACCCUUUCUGGUU